Molecule: messenger RNA, 1383 nt
Organism: Scheffersomyces coipomensis
Lineage: Eukaryota; Fungi; Ascomycota; Pichiomycetes; Serinales; Debaryomycetaceae
Exons: 1
Coding region: 162-986 (274 amino acids)
Biological process (GO): single strand break repair
Cellular component (GO): nucleus
Molecular function (GO): double-stranded RNA binding; mismatched DNA binding; single-stranded DNA binding
Source: RefSeq, a predicted model, not a curated record
UCAUUCAUUCAUUCAUUCAUUCAUUCAUUCAUUUGAUUCGAUAUCCGUUUAAUCUGGUAUAUCUCGUAGUAAUUGUAGUUUCCAGCGAUUUCAUGAAUUCUCGAUAUAAAAAAAUAUGAGUUGAAAAAAUAAUAUACAUAAGCUUAACUUAUCACUAUCAAAUGAGUUUUGCAGAUGCCUUUCAAAAGUAUAUCAAAUCUCCUGAAAAGUUCCCAUCUAUAAUCAAAUAUCAUGAUGACAACGUUAUUAUCAUACGAGAUUUAUUUCCUAAAUCAGUAUGCCAUUAUUUAGUUAUUCCUCGUUCCAAUGAAAUAACUCAUAUUCAUCCACUAGACGCGUUCUAUAAAGAUUAUUCCAACAUAACAGGUCAAGAGUUAUAUGAUCUAAUGGAGACCUAUGUAACCAAAGCUAAAGAUCUCAUAAUUGAGGAUUUAAAAGGAAUGUUUAAUAAGUGUGAAUUAAAUAACUUAAAGCUUCAAGAGUUUAAGAAUAGUUUUAUUAAAGUUGGUGUCCAUUCAAUACCAUCAUUACGAAAUUUACACAUCCAUGUCAUUACUAGUGAUUUUGAAUCACCCAGUAUGAAACAUAAAAAGCAUUAUAACUCGUUCAAUACCGACUUUUUUGUUGGGUUUGAUAAGCUUAACCCCAUGUUAAAUAAAAGAUAUCAAACCAUAGUUAGCAGAUCGGGACCAGCAGGAGGAGAAGAAGAUUAUGCGUCAGAUUCAACAAACUCAGAAGAUGAUAAUAUUUACGAUGAUUAUGGAGAUGACCAAAUUGAGUAUGUGAGCCAUAUUAGGAAUGAGGGCAUGUUAAUGAAUAUUAUCAAACAAUCACCCCUUAAAUGUCAGUCGUGUGGUAAAUCUUUCGGAAACAAAUUUCAAGAGCUUAAGAAGCAUUUACACGAGGAAUAUCUUACUAAAUACGGUCAAUUUGAUAACUUUGAUCAUGAUAACAUAGUACAAUACUAUGAAGACAGACCUCGUUGAUUAUACAUAACUACUAUAUAUCGAUAUAAUUACAUACAUCAUAAAUGUUUAAUUCUAGUUUACCCCACCAUUCCCUUAUAUACCCCAAAAUAGAAUCAAAAAAAGUGGGACCCCCCAAAUUUUUGAUGGGCGUACUCAGAAAAAAAAAAUAUUGCAAAAAUCCUAAAUCAGUUAUAGCCGCUUCGAAGAUUUCAAAGUAGUGUUCUACCGAUGACUACACUAUAAAUAGUCUACCAUAGCAACCAUUUCUUAAAUCCUAUUUUCUGAUGAUUCAAGGAUCAAAUAUUUUCCGUAAUCUAAUGUGUAGCUGAGGGGAUCGACACUCAUAACCCUAGCAGUAAUUUUAUCUUAACAAUAGAAGUCAAUAUAUUGACAUUAGUCAUACUCGAGAUAGAUU